AUGCUGUGGUACCUCUGUGUACUCUUCCUCAUGGGUGUGACUGGGACUGUGGGGAUGCAGCAGACCUCAGCAUCCUUCCCCCCUGGAGCCAGCGCCCCUGGAGACAUCAUCAUCGGAGGCCUGUUCCCCCUCCACCGUGGAGCCCGACUCGAGGACACCGCAUUUUGGCCAAACCAAAGCAGUCCCCAGCAAUUGAUCUGCGUAGGAUUAAAUGUGGAUGACGUUACCCAAGCACUAGCCAUGAUCCAGGCAGUGGAGGAAGCCAACCGCUCCCAACCGCUCAGCCGACUGGGCAUCAGGCUGGGUUACCACAUCCACGACUCCUGCUCGGACGUUAGCACGGCCCUACGGGCCACUAUUGACUUCACACAGGGCUUCGGCUUCCUUGGCGGAGGGGACGACAGCCAGGUCAGCAGCAACAUCAGCUCAGAGCUCGUCCAGCCUGUGAUGGCCGUGGUGGGGGCAGGCUACACAGAGCUCUCCGUCCCUGUGGCCCAACUGCUCACCCUGGAGAUGACUCCUCAGAUCAGCUACUCAUCCACUGCUGAAAUACUCAGUGACAAAGAAAGCUUUCCCACUUUCCUGAGGACUGUACCUAAUGACGAUUACCAGGUAGAGGCCAUGGUGAAGUUAUUAAGGAACAACAAUUGGACUUGGGUAGGCCUAAUUGGCACAAGAGGACAGUAUGGUCGCUCAGUAUUGGGCAAAUUUAUCUACACAGCAAUGAGAAGUGGCAUCUGCUUGGCCUUUAGUAAGGUCCUGCCUCACUCUGUGACUCACCCUAGAGUUAAUCGCUCCAUCAGCUAUGUUGUUCAUAAAAUUCGCAAGAACACACGGGCAAAGGUGAUUGUUUCCUUCGCCAAGCCAGAACACAUGCGGAGGAUUUUCGAAGAGUUAGUACGUGACCCGGCUGAAGACAGGGUGUGGAUCGCUAGCGAUGCCUGGUCAGAUGCAGGUAAGCACAUGGAUCACCUUAACUUCACCUCCCUCGGAAAGGUCAUUGGCUUCUUCUUUAAAAGUGGCAACAUCUCAUCCUUCCGGCAGUACCUCAAGCAACUGAAUACCAGCAGGGAAAUGAACUCCAGCAAUGACAACAGUAUUCCAUUUAUGCGGGAGUACUACCAGUCAGUUGAUCCUGUCAGUGUCACAUCAGUGCUAUUGAACCACAUACAUCCAGGCAAAGUUUUCAGCAUCCAAAUGGCCAUUGCUGCCAUAUCACAGGCUGUAGCAGAACUCUGCUCAAAAGGACACGACUGUAAGACUCCUGGAGCAGUUAAGCCAUGGCAGCUUCUGCAUGUCCUGCAGAAUAUUACAUUUGAGAAGGAAGGCAGGAAGUACAGAUUUGAUGAAAAUGGGAACAUAAACCUGGGUUACGACAUCUCCAUCUGGUCUACCACUGGAGGAACUAUAAGAUCCCUCAACGUGGUGGCAGAGUAUCAUCCUCACAACAACACAAUUAGACCCACAAGCCCUGAGACAGAGUUGCAGCUCAGUGUUUUCAAGAGUGUUGUAUCCAAGUGCUCCAAUACCUGUCAGCCAGGAGAGGUAAAGAAGACCAUGCGGUUCCGACACACUUGCUGCUACAAGUGCAUUGCAUGCCCUGAGAACCACUACUCCAAUGAAACAGAUAUGGAUGAGUGCCUUACUUGCAACGCAACGAAAGAGUGGGCGCCGGCCAGAAGCACAAGCUGCCAGUUGAAGAGCCAUGUACUGUUGGACUGGAACGAUGGCUUUGCCAUUGUCCUGCUAACACUGGCAGCACUGGGUCUAGCCAUGACGAUAGCUGUUGCUGCGUUGUUCCUGUGGCAACGGAACACACCGGUGGUGCGGGCGACAGGGGGUCCAUUGAGCCAGGUCAUCCUCUUCUCUCUGAUUGGCAGCUUCAUAAGUGUGGUGUUCUUUGUGGGCCAGCCCAGCGACAUCAAGUGCAAGGUUCGCCAGGUGCUGUUUGGCCUGAGCUUCACCCUGUGUGUAUCGUGCAUCCUGGUGAAGUCUCUGAAGAUCCUGCUGGCUUUCCAAUUCAACCCAUCUGUGCAGCAGGCCCUGCGACGUCUCUACAAGCCCUACAUCAUCAUCGGGGUCUGCAUGGGGCUUCAGGUGGUGGUCUGCAUCCUCUGGUUGGUGCUGCGCAGUCCAAAGGCGAGAUAUAGCCCAGGGCCAACCACCAUACUGGUCCAGUGUGAUGAAGGCUCGUACGCUGCAUUCGGCACAAUGCUGGCCUUCAUUGCUUUUCUGGCGCUUGUCUGUUUCGGUUUCGCCUUCAAGGUUCGGAAACUUCCGGAGAGCUACAACGAAGCCAGGUGCAUCACCUUUGGCAUGCUCAUCUACCUCAUGUCAUGGGCGAUCUUCAUUCCUGUGUACGUGACCACCUCUGGAAAGUACCUCCCCGCUGUGGAGAUGGUGGUUAUUCUCUUGUCUAAUGGCAGUAUCUUCAUCUGCCAAUUCCUAUGCAAGUGCUACAUCAUCCUCUUCAAAAAGGAACACAACACGAAAAAGGCCUUCCAAAAAAACAUCUAUGAGUACUCUCAGCAGUUGUGUUCAGUGGAAGGAAACUCACGGGGCGACUUUGAGGAGAGUGCACAACAAGGCACCUUGAAUUUCCUUGCUGAAGAGUUUCCAAAGUAG
Messenger RNA from Engraulis encrasicolus (European anchovy), 2625 nucleotides. RefSeq names its product G-protein coupled receptor family C group 6 member A-like. The record is from RefSeq and is a predicted model, not a curated record. The transcript has 8 exons. Gene Ontology annotation, molecular function: G protein-coupled receptor activity. Lineage: Eukaryota; Metazoa; Chordata; Actinopteri; Clupeiformes; Engraulidae. The coding region runs from base 1 to 2625 and encodes 874 amino acids. Gene Ontology annotation, biological process: G protein-coupled receptor signaling pathway. Gene Ontology annotation, cellular component: plasma membrane.